AUUGUUUGAAAGAGACAUUUCCCAAUCCUUUUUCUUCCAUAACUAAACUGUCUCGUCUUCUCUCCGAUUUUUCAUCUCCUUCAUGAAUCAGACCCACCAAGGUUUCAGCAUCUUGAUUUGAAGUGAAGCUUCUGGAUUUGUUUGAUUAGAAGGAGCUUACUUUCAAUACAGUGCCUUUUAUUUGAUUAGCAUCAUGUCGAUGGGAACUAUGGAGACAGUUGGACACGUUUUUUCUGGGGCUGCACCUCAGUUUUUAAGUAGUGAUCUGUUUUCUAGCAAUUUGGAUUCAGUAUUUUACUCUAGAUGCCAUAUUAAGUCUGCGGAGAAAAAGGGCCCAAGGUAUUUGCGGUCCUUGAAGUGUUCAAGUAUGUCGGGAUGUCAAAUAGGAAGCUAUAGGUGUAAGCGACUAGGUGGUGGUUUAUAUAGGGAUACAGCAAUUGACAGAUUGAAGCUUCUUAGUUGCAAAUGCCAGCAGGCUGAAAGUGUGGGUGGAAUAGAUACAGAUGAAGGAAAUGCUGCGUGGUUUGUGGAUAGUGCAAAGAAAUUUAAUCUUAAUGGUUCAAUAAACUCGCAAAACAAUCUGGAGUUCGAGGAUAUUGAGAAAUUGAAGAGGGAAAACAAAGUCUCAAUGUCAAAUGAUAAAACUGGAACAGGGACAAGCACCUUUGCGGCAGCUAGUGUAGAUUCUAUCGAGGAAGAAGCGUGGGAGUUACUGCGUGCUUCCAUGGUUUAUUAUUGUGGAAGUCCUGUAGGAACUAUUGCUGCCAAUGAUCCCACAUGUUCCAAUGUGUUGAAUUACGACCAAGUCUUUAUUCGCGACUUCAUACCUUCUGGUAUUGCUUUUCUGUUAAAAGGAGAGUAUGAAAUUGUUCGGAACUUCAUACUUCACACACUUCAGUUACAGAGUUGGGAAAAAACAAUGGACUGUCAUAGCCCUGGUCAGGGACUGAUGCCUGCAAGUUUUAAAGUGCGCACAGUUCCUCUUGAUGGUGAUGAUUCAGCAACAGAGGAAGUAUUGGAUCCCGAUUUCGGAGAGGCAGCUAUUGGCCGUGUUGCACCUGUUGAUUCUGGAUUGUGGUGGAUUAUAUUAUUACGAGCAUAUGGCAAAUGUUCGGGCGACCUUUCAGUUCAGGAGAGAGUUGAUAUCCAAACCGGAAUCAAGAUGAUUCUGCGGCUGUGCCUUGCUGAUGGUUUUGAUAUGUUUCCUACAUUGUUGGUUACUGAUGGUUCUUGUAUGAUAGAUCGCCGCAUGGGAAUUCAUGGACACCCUCUGGAAAUUCAGUCACUUUUCUAUUCAGCAUUGUUAUGUGCACGUGAAAUGCUUACUCUGGAGGAUGGAUCAGCUGAUCUUCUUCGAGCAUUGAAUAACCGUCUGGUUGCUCUGUCAUUUCAUAUCCGAGAAUAUUACUGGAUUGAUAUGAGAAAGCUUAAUGAGAUUUACCGUUACAAGACUGAAGAGUAUUCAUAUGACGCCGUUAAUAAGUUCAAUAUUUAUCCUGAUCAAAUCUCUCCUUGGUUGGUGGAAUGGAUGCCUAAUAAAGGAGGUUACCUGAUUGGGAACUUACAACCAGCUCAUAUGGAUUUUCGAUUCUUUUCUCUUGGAAAUUUGUGGGCUGUUGUAAGUGGUCUUGCAACAACCACUCAGUCGCAUGCAAUAUUGGAUUUUAUUGAAGCUAAAUGGACGGAUUUGGUGGCAGAAAUGCCAUUUAAGAUCUGUUACCCAGCCCUUGAAGGUCAGGAGUGGCAGAUUAUUACAGGCUGUGAUCCGAAGAACACGCCUUGGUCUUACCACAAUGGUGGUUCCUGGCCGACUCUACUCUGGCAGUUCGCAGUUGCAUGCGUGAAGAUGAAUAGACCUGAGAUUGCUGCAAAAGCUGUUUCAGUUGCUGAGAAACGGUUAUCCAGGGACAAAUGGCCCGAGUACUAUGAUACUAAAAAAGCAAGGUUCAUCGGAAAACAAUCGAGACUGUUCCAAACCUGGUCUAUUGCAGGAUAUCUUGUGGCAAAACUUAUACUCGCGGACCCGAGUGCAGCGAAGAUUUUGACAACCGAAGAGGAUUCCGAGCUCGUCAAUGCCUUCUCCUGUAUGAUCACCGGUAACCCGAGAAGAAAACGCGGUCCAAAGAGUUCCAUAAAGACGUACAUUGUGUGAGGUAACCGAGUUGUGUGCCUAAUUGAUUUAUGGUUACAUUUUCAUCUUCUCUAAUGGCCAUAAUUUGGAAUUGGCUGUUGAAGCUAAAUAGGUGGUGCAACCACCAGAUUCAUGUACCCGAAUACUUCGGUAAAGAUCGUUUCUCUGACUUAGGGUAAUAGUUGUUAUACUUCUAUGGACAAUCGAUUCAUUUGUCGAGCUGUCGUAUUAGUGUAUAUGUACUGAAUCUCUGUCAAAGACUUGAUUGUAAAUCAUAAGAGCAUUACACA
Molecule: messenger RNA, 2421 nt
Organism: Hibiscus syriacus
Lineage: Eukaryota; Viridiplantae; Streptophyta; Magnoliopsida; Malvales; Malvaceae
Product: neutral/alkaline invertase 3, chloroplastic-like
Exons: 7
Coding region: 194-2152 (652 amino acids)
Biological process (GO): sucrose catabolic process
Cellular component (GO): chloroplast
Molecular function (GO): endo-alpha-N-acetylgalactosaminidase activity; sucrose alpha-glucosidase activity
Source: RefSeq, a predicted model, not a curated record